Molecule: messenger RNA, 1137 nt
Organism: Hippoglossus stenolepis (Pacific halibut)
Lineage: Eukaryota; Metazoa; Chordata; Actinopteri; Pleuronectiformes; Pleuronectidae
Exons: 4
Coding region: 192-644 (150 amino acids)
Source: RefSeq, a predicted model, not a curated record
UCACACUUCCUGUGAAGCUGUCGGUGGUUUUUCUUGUCUCUGUCUUUGUGGUGAGUGCUGACCUCUGUUCACAUCCUCACACCACCAGCCCUCAUCCACCUGCCACCUCUAUGGCAGCAGCGGGAACCCAGAUCUGCUGCCACUCUGAGGAAUGAAGGGCAUCUGAAGGCACGUCUCGGUGUCUCCUCGCCAUGGCAGAAGCUCUGCCGUUGUGCUACCACGGCGCCAUCAGCAAGAAUGAGUGCGAGGAACUUCUGGGAAAGAAGAACAAGGACGGAGCUUAUCUGAUCCGAGCCAGUGAGACCAUCCAGGGAGCCAUGUGUCUGUGUGUCUAUAAAAAGAAGGUGGUGAACACCUACAGGCUGUUUCAGACAUGUACUGGACAGUACACUCUGCUGACGGCAGAAGGUGUGCAGGAGACGUUUUUUAAGACCUUGGAUGAUCUGAUUCGUCACUAUAAGAGGAAGAACCAGGGCCUGGUCAUGCACCUGCGGCACUCUGUGAAAAGGAAGACGGCCUUGUUGAUCCAACCCCGAAGACCGCCUGAAGAUCCAGGUGAAGAAGACAAGCAGAGGAUGUUUGAAGAAGCGUCGGACUAUGAGAAUGUUACGGACUCGGAAUAUGUUGACGUCCUCCCUGAAUAACUUCUACUUCAACACUUGAAAAAAGUGCUGAGGCCCACACUGGAUUUAAUUCAGAAGAUUAAGGAAAGAAAACAUGGAUGAAACGAGGUUCAGACGUUCAUGUUCACUAGAGGAUGAAUUCUACUGAGCUCCGUUCUCUAUUUUUAAGCUUUUAUGUGAAAAGGGGAAACGACUGUAUGACUCAUUACAUGAGACCGUUUUCUAUUUUAUAUGAAACAUGCAAACUUACAUGCGUAUGGAAACUCUUGACCUAUGUAGCUUACACUAUUUAACGUUUACUGAGCAUCAGCGCCCCCUGCAGCCACACGUUGGGAUUCAUCCUGUUGGGCUCCUUGUUCAGCGAUUAAGUGGUUUUCUUCUGUGUAGAUAUUACCCAUGAUCCUCUGCUUCCUGCCCCAGAAGAGCUGCAGCUGUAACAAAUCCACCAAACUCUGUUCAUGAUUCUUCAUGUUUUAACAGUUUCCUGCUGAAUCUUGGAGAUAAACUCUGGUUU